AACAACAUGGACCACACGCCACUUGAACCAAUUGCCAUAAUCGGAGCUGGAUGUCGCUUCCCUGGGAAUGCAGACUGCCCAUCCCGGCUGUGGAGUCUGCUGAAAAAUCCCACCGAUCUGUCCAAACGCAUACCAGACGACCGUUUCAAUCCGACAACCUUUUUCAACGAAGAUGGAGAACAUCAUGGUGCGUCUAAUGUGGACAAGGGCUACUUCUUAGAAGAGGACAUUCGCCGGUUCGAUGCUUCCUUCUUCAACAUCGCACCCAAGGAAGCCGAGACCAUUGAUCCCCAGCACCGCAUCUUACUGGAAACCGUAUAUGAAGGCUUGGACGAUGCAGGUCUUUCGAUGCACAAAUUGCAAGGUAGCAAUACGUCCGUCUAUGUUGGCUGUAUGACCAUGGACUAUUAUGACAUGCAGUACCGGGACCCACAGCUUUCUUCUCAAUACGUUGCCACUGGAACAGCAACCUCAAUCCUUUCGAAUCGCGUCUCGUACUUCUAUAACUGGAGCGGCCCUUCAAUGACCAUUGAUACGGCCUGUUCUUCGUCUUUAGUGGCGGUUCAUCUCGCUGUGCAGUCCCUCAGAUCUGGGGAAAGCUCGCUCGCCUGUGCUGCAGGUGCUAACUUGAUUCUCGGACCAGGACGGUUCAUCGCUCAGUCCAGUCUACACAUGCUUUCACCUACAGGGAAAUCACGGAUGUGGGACGUAGGAGCUGAUGGUUACGCUAGGGGGGAAGGAAUCGCGUGUGUCAUCAUGAAGAAACUGAGUGAUGCUAUAGCAGACGGCGACCACAUUGAUGGCAUCAUUAGGGAAACAGGGGUCAACUCUGACGGAAGAUCGAAGGGCAUUACUAUGCCGUCUUCGGCUGCGCAGGCGCAAUUGAUACGAGACACAUAUGCCCGCGUAGGACUAGACCCGUAUAGCCAGAAGGACCGACCACAAGUUUUCGAAGCACAUGGAACGGGUACACAAGCUGGAGAUCCCCGUGAAGCUAAUGCUAUCUCAUCAUCUUUCUUCUCUGAGGACAGCGGAAAUGCAGAAACUACAAAGUUAUUGGUUGGAUCAGUGAAAACUAUAAUAGGCCAUACCGAAGGUGCUGCUGGACUUGCUGGUGUCAUCAAAAUGCUGGUUGCCAUGAAGCACCGCACUGUCCCACCCAAUCAACAUCUAGUGACGCUGAACCCCAGCGUGAAACCAUUUUACGACAAUCUACUCAUCCCAACAUCAUGCAUGCCUUGGCCAGAUACUCAUGGAGGACCUAUGCGCGCUAGCGUCAAUAGCUUCGGUUUCGGAGGAACGAACGCUCACGCAAUUAUAGAGAGCUUUUCUACAUCUCGUACAGACCUUGCACGUUGGAUGCCCUCACCUAAGAUCUCAAAGUCGACAAAAUCCCUCGAUCUCGCUCCACCUGUGGCAGGUACUUCACUCCUUAUGACAGCCAUGACGGAAAAGGCAUUACGUGCGAAUGCAAAAGAUCUGCUGGCUGUUCUCCAAGCGUGUGAUGAUAACGAAUUUAAGCAAAUACUUUGGACGCUGCGCCAUCGUCGCUCUCAUCUGCCGGUACGGGCCAGUAUAUCCGGGGUAGACCGAGAGCAGAUCACACUCGCGCUUGAGCGACGGCUUGGGCAGGGAGGCUCCAAAACCGAGUUCGGAGUUCGUAGCAAGAACCUUUCGCGAUCUUCAGCAAAGAUACUUGGUGUUUUUACUGGUCAGGGUGCCCAAUGGGCGACGAUGGCGAGAUCGCUCAUGUCUAGUCCAGCGUUCGCCAAUACCUUGCAACAAUUGCAGAAGCAUCUCGACGCCCUGCCGGACCCACCUUCAUGGUCAAUCGUCGAAGAGCUUCAAGCCAGUGCCUCCGUUUCUCGUCUCAAUGAAGCUGCAUUGUCUCAGCCACUAUGUACCUGCAUUCAGAUUGCAAUGGUGGAAAUGCUUUGGCAGAGCGGAGUGCGGUUCUACGCCGUUGUCGGACAUUCCUCCGGUGAGAUCGGAGCUGCCUAUGCAGCAGGGCUACUAUCAGCGCGGGAUGCAGUUUGCAUAGCCUACUAUCGCGGCGUACAUGCUAAAUUAGCCCAGGGUUCCAAAGGAAAUUCUGGGGGGAUGCUGGCUAUUGGCCUAGGCAAAGAAGAUGCAGAGGCGUUCUGCGAAAAACCGCAAUAUCAAGGCCGCAUUGCUCUUGCAGCUAGCAACUCUUCGACGUCAACAACACUUUCGGGAGACCUCGACGCCAUUCAAGAGGCCGUUCAGGACUGUAGCGCCCAGGGCCUGUUCGCACGUCAGCUCAAGGUCGACACUGCAUACCACUCGGCGCACAUGUACCCAUGUUCAGAACCAUAUCUUAGCUCGCUCGAGGCAUGUGGGGUAGAGCCAUUGCCUAUGCCGAAUGCUUCAUCACCACGAUGGUUUUCCAGUGUUACAGGCAUGUCUGCUCCCAUUACUGGGCCUGUUCUUUCCGGACCUUACUGGCGAGACAACAUGUGCCAACCUGUAUUAUUUGCUGAAGCUAUGUCGAAUGCUUGCAUCGAGACCGGUCCAUUUGAUCUGGUCAUGGAAGUUGGUCCGCACCCUGCACUGAAGGGCCCUGCCUUACAAUCAAUCAAGUCGCAGUUCGGCUCUAACCACCCAUAUACUGGAACUCUAGACCGUACCAAAGAUGAUGUCAUUGCCUUUGGUGAAGCUCUCAGUUUCGUUUGGGCCCAUCUCGGCGGAGAUACGGUGAACAUUCAAAGUACGGAUUCACUUUUCGGGGACGCAGAAUCACACGUCGGUCUCAUCAAAGGACUGCCUUCGUACAAUUGGGACCACUCGCAGUCCUACUGGCGAGCUUACCGUGUGAAUCGACAAUUUCUCAACCGACCGCGGAAGCCGCACGAGCUUCUCGGAAUCCGUACUAGUGAUGAUACCGACAACGAAAUGAGAUGGCGCAAUAUUCUCAAACCCGACGAGAUUGAGUGGUUAGAUGGACACAGAUUCCAAGGCCAGAUUAUUGUACCGGCUGCAGCAUACUGCAUCAUGGCCUUUGAAGCCGCCAAGAUCAUGGUUGGUACUGAGGCUUAUCAGUUGGUGGAACUGCAAGACGUGAACAUUGCAAGCGCCAUUACCAUGAGGGACGACUCACCCGGCGUUGAAGUUAUCUUCACCCUUACCCAACAGACAACAUCGCUCUCCUCUGAUGGAUCAAUGGACGCUGAAUUCGUACUUCAAUCAGGUCCAGUUGACAGCGACCGACCUUUGAAGAGCAAUGUAUCUGGACGACUGAAAAUAUUUCUUGGGCCACCAGACGCUCUCACACUCCCGAGUCACCAAGCAGAAGAAGAACAGCUUCGAUCGGUCGAUGUUGAUGAGUUCUACGAUUACAUGCGAGACUUAGGUCUUUCUUAUACUGGUCCGUUUCGAAGUAUCACACAAGCUCGGAGGCGCUAUCGCAGGGCUCACGCGAACAUGCCAAGACGUAGCCCUGAAGACACAAGUAACUUACCUGUCAGUCCUGCUCUUCUGGACUCUUGUCUCCAAGCCGGCUUUAUAGCCUACUCUGCACCUGGUGACGAAGCACUCUGGACCUCAUUUCUACCCAAGUCUAUCAAAUCAGUCAAGUUCAACUCCUUUUGCUGUGAGAACCUGGCUGGAUUCUCUGACAACAGCAACCUUGACGUCGAGGCGUAUGUUACCAAGUUCGAGGCCACAAAUCGCAGGGAAGCUGCUCGGAUGACGAGUGAUAUUGAGAUAUUUAAUGAGAAGGGUCACAUGGAGUUCCUCAUGGAGGGGGUUGUUGUCGCGUCUUUCUCGAAAGGCAGUGAGGCAGACGAUCGCGAGCUAUUUCUCAAGACCGUGUGGCAAUCGGACGCCUUGAACGAUCUGGUGGACACGAAACCAUACAAUUCAACGCAACAUGCCCAGAUAGUAGCCCUGGAGAGUAUGUCGAACUCUCUCUUGAAGAAUAUUCGAUCUCGCGUUAUCACCGCUGAUACUCCGACGGUUGCUCAGUUGCUAUCAACAUUGGCAGCAAAGAUUGAUGCAGCGUCUUCUAACAAGGUCCAAGACGCUGAAGCUCUUUUGAAAUCGCUUCCAGAUCAAACAGUUCUCAGCAUCAUUGGACAUAAUCUACCAACUCUUUGGCGGAGCGGUAUCAAUCUCGCUCAGUCAGAGAUUGACGCCGAAUUGCUGCGACAUUACUUCGACAAUGGUAUUGCAAGUAAAUGGGCUUUAUCUCACACUCAAAGUACUCUGGAGCACAUUGUGCACAGGUAUUCUCGAAUAAACAUCCUCGAAAUCAGCAACGGAUAUGGCGCAUACGCCGGUAUUAUUCCCAAUCAGUUAGGUCGCUCGUUUGGGACAUACACGGCAUGCGGGCCAAACAUGCAGAGUCUUGCUCACAUCCCAAUCGAUGACCCACGUGUGUCGUGCCGCGCUUUUACGUUUGAUGAAGCCUUUGCUGAGCAAGGCUUGCGCGAAAACUUUUAUGAUGUGGUCAUUCUCAACAACUUCCUUCAUGCCGCUGCCUCACCGGAUCUCGCGCUCCGUGGAUUGCGCGAGUUGAUAAAGCCUGGAGGCUAUCUCAUUCUUACGGAACCAACGAGUACAUUAGCGUAUCCUACAGUAAUUGCUUGUGGUCUAUCAGGCCUGUGGCCAGAUGAAAGCAUUCAGAAUCGGUUUGGUCGAGAUGUCUCCAUAUCAAACUUGGACAAACAGCUCGUCGGCGCAUCAUUUUCCGGCAUUUCUCACAUUAAUUUUGAUACUGGUGAUAGAAAAACGCACCUUUCCUCCCUCAUCGUAUCCCAAGCAAUGGACGAGGUGACCGAGAAGUUACAGGAUCCAUUAGCCUUCCGAAGCUAUGAAACAUCACAAGGCGCUCUGCUUAUCGUAGGAGGCAGUCAAAUCGACACUGCGAAGCUGACGCGAAAGAUCACCUCCGUUCUACAAUUUUGGGACGCUGGAAUUAUUCAAGUUGAUACUUUUGAAGAACUGGACCCGGAACUUCUUCAAAAUGUUGAUAUUGCUUUGAUUCUUGCCGAUCUCGAUUCCAAUGUCCUUGAAGAUAUGAGCGAACAAAGGCUUUCGAUUAUGCAAUAUCUUUUCAACGACGUGAAUACCGUUCUGUGGAUUACUUCGGGCGCCAAUGACUCAAAUCCCUACCAUUCUGCGACCAUUGGCCUUGGCCGCGCCGUCUGGGGUGAACAGGCUGAAUUGCGACUACAGUUCCUGGAUAUUGAUCACCCCGCAGAAAACUCGAUUCUUAUCGCAGAAGCACUUCUACGACUCAAGAUUAGCGGUUCAGAUGAGUUUGACCUCGCAAACCCGCUUUGGACAACGGAGAGAGAGCUUGUUUUCCAAGACGGGAGGCUACUGCUUCCCCGCGUAUUCCCAGAUGAUGAUAGGAAUAAACGACUCAAUUCGCAGCGCAGAGUCAUCCGCACGGCCAAGGAUCUAGAAAGAAAUGUGGUCGAGCUAAGAUACACGGUAGAUGGUCUCCUGAUGCCCCAUCAGGGCCCUUUGGUAUCCUUACGAACGACAGUCCCAACAGAUCUUGUUUUCAUCCGGAUUCAAUUUAGUUCCAGCAUUCCUGUCAAUCUCUAUGACGUGGGUAGACUUUGGCUGGUGAGUGGGACGAACGUAGUAUCUGGAGAAGCACUCGUAGCCCUUGUUACCCAAAAUGCGUCCGUCGUCAACGCUCCAAAGAAACUAGUACGCCCCAUUGCGGCCGAGUCUAGCAGCACAUCGCUGGCCCAGGUCAUGCUAUUCCUCUUGGCUAAGACCUUUACCUCUGGCAUUGCGCUAUACCAACCCGACGAGCAAACGGCUCGCUUAUUUAGUGACCUUUCUCGGAAUUGGGGCGUUCCUGUGCUCAAACUAACCAGUUCGCGAGCCGCCGCCGCCGCGGACAAGUCGUGGGUAUAUUUGAAUGUAAGGAUGGCUACAGCGCGGUCAGUGGAAAAGACGUUGAAGAGUAUUGAACACAUUCUCGAUUUUAGUGGCGACUUGGCCACAUCGAACUUUCAAGCUCAGCUAGGUGGCACUAUCAAAGUCCAACACAUCUCCAGUUUCGUUCUAGAUCCACGCACGACACCCGACGUGGUUUUGAAGCAGGCAGUGGACACAAAAUGUGCAGGGGCAAUUGCACCAAGCAGCAUUACAGCCACGGACAUCCAAAAUUUGGACGUGAACUUCCAACCCGAUCCUUUUGCUAUGCUAGACUGGUCCAAGGCCGAUUCUAUCGACGUGGAUGUACAAGCUGUAGGGCUGCAGUUGUCUUUCCCUCCUAACAAAAGCUACCUGCUGGUCGGCUUGACUGGCGAACUAGGCGAGUCUAUUGCCAGAUACAUGUUCCAGCACGGCGCAAAACAUUUCACCAUCUCGAGUCGCAAACCAAGUCAAGGCAUCGCUUGGGUGCAAGAUCUCAAUGAACAAGGAGCCUGUAUUCAGAUCCGGGCCAUGGACGUCUCUGUCCUCGCUGACGUCGAGCGCAUUCGCGAUGAGAUGCUCAGUACCAACAUACCCAUUGGCGGUGUAAUCAACGGCGCCAUGGUCCUCUCUGAUGGCCUUUUCGAGAGCAUGUCGCUUGAAAGCUUUCAAACUGCAAUGCGUCCCAAGGUCGAGGGUUCCGCUAUUCUAGACCAAGUAUUCAACAUGCCCGACCUCGACCUCUUCAUCUUCCUCUCUUCACUGUCCUGUAUCGUCGGCAAUCCAGGCCAGUCCAACUAUGCGGCCGCGAAUAUGUACAUGGUUGGACUGGCCGCGCACAGACGUAAACGCAACCUUGCGGCUAGCUGCCUCGAUAUCGGCAUGAUGAUGGGUAUUGGCUUUGUGCGACGCUCCGGCCAAGAAGCUACCAUCUACGGGAAUCUCAAACGUCAAGGAUAUCACGUAGAAUCUGAAAUCGACUUCCUCGAGUCGUUUGCGGAAGCUGUUCUCGCAAGCAAAGACGGCGACCCACACAUCAUCACCGGGCUGGGCAGAGUGCCACUGGACCCUUCCAAACGUUACAAGUGGUACUCCGAGCCCAAGUUCUCCCAUCAUCGUUUAGAUCAGGUCGUGGAACUAUCGGAGAAUGCGCUCGUAGCUACGGAAAGUAUUAUGCAGCAAAUUCGUACAGCCGGUACCACGGAAGAAGCUACAGCUGUCACUAGCACUGCUAUGGCGGCUCAGAUCGAGACCAUGCUUGGUCUCGGGGCCGAUAGCUUGGACGUGACUAUGCCUCUUAUCGAACUAGGCCUCGACUCCCUGGUAGCCGUCGAAUUGCGAUCAUGGGUAUUCAAGGAAACGGGCCAAGACUUACCUGUCCUGGAAAUCAUGGGCGAUGGUUCUGUCGCGACCAUCUCCGCGAAGCUGGCACUUGCUGCUCGGGCUGCUAUGAAUCAAGCACCAGACGCAAGCAAUCUCGUCGUCGAGGCGCCGAAAGCAGCAGCACCUGUUGAAUCUGCCACAAAGCCGAUUAUAACGCAGCAAGCGCCUUCUCCUGCGGAACUGACCACGAGCUCGUCUCGUUCUAGUUCUUCACUCGACCACCUUACAAGCUUGAAUACAUCGACGCCCGCUAGCGAUCAAGGAACUACAAUCUCCGAGCCUGAUAUCGUAGUCGUUGGAGACAUUGGCACGAAAGCUCCUCAGCAGCGUCAGGAUAGACAAGAACACUGGCACGAGCUCCUCUCCGACACCGUCGAAGACAUCUCCCUAGCUCAACGGCGGUUUUUCCAACAAGGCGACAUAGAUGGAACGACAACCGACCACAACGUCACCAUCACAUACCGCUUGAACGGGAAAAUCAGCCCAGCACGUCUAGAAAGAGCCAUUGGCCUCACCGUCGCCCGGCACUCUAUCUUCCGCUCAUCAUUCUACCUCGAUAGCAAUAGUGGAGAGAAAUGCGGCCAACAGGCCAUCGGCCACCACUCUCGCUUCUGGCUCUCACACUCACAAUGUCCCGACGAAAAAGAAGAAAUCCAAUGCCGGAUUCGCGCUUGUUCUACCCGCCCUUUUGCGAUCGCGAGUGGUGAGACGUUCCGCGCGGAAUUAUUGUAUCACGGUGGUGGUAGUGAGAAUUACACGUUGAUCUUUGUGUAUCACAACAUCAUCAUGGACGGCAUGAGCUGGGGUGUCUUCAUCGACGAUGUAACGAGCUACUACAGCAACCUCGAUCUCCAAAAACCACAGACCAGUCAAUUCGUAGGCGCCGUGCUGUCGCAAACUCAGUGGUUGGCGGGCGAAGAAGCGCAGCGGCGUCGGGGGUACUGGAAACAGGAACUAGAAGGUUUCGCUCGAACGAGCGUGCCGUUACUCCCCAUGGCCAGAGUAAACCACCGCGAUGACGUUGCGCAUGCUCCUGGUAUGUUGGAACGUUCCAUGUACGCAGACAAGCACGUGGCUGCCGCAGUCAAGCAAUGCGCUAGUCAGUGCAGAGUCUCGUCGUUCCAUCUCCACGCCGCCGUCAUGCAGACCAUCAUGUUCUUACUCGAAACCGACGACUUCACACUGGGUAUCAUGGAUGCGGGACGGGCGGAUAUGGCGCAUGUGGGGACCGUCGGGCUGUUUACAGAUUACCUCCCUCUCCGCUUCGCGCGGGAUACUACGACCCCUUUCCGGAGCGUACUUGCGAAUACCAAGGCAAAGGUUUUCACGGCGCUGGGAAAUGUCUUGCCACUUGAUAUCAUCAAGGAAAUCGUAUCCAACGCGCCCGAAGACGGCAACAAGGAAGAGCCCCCGCUGUUCCAGGUCGUCCUCAAUUACCGCCUCGGUGCCCUUCGUCCCGCCGCUCUCAACGGCGUGGCUCUGGAACUCGACACACUAGAAGAAUCAAAGUUGUCCUUCGACUUGAUGGUGACGAUUGAUGAGGAUGCUCAGGAGGAUAAACUCGGGUUGACGCUCGCGAUGAGGGAUUAUAUGUUUGGGGAGGAGGCGGUGGAGUGGUUUAUGAGGCUUUAUUUGGGUUUGUUAGAGUGCUAUGCGAGGGACCCGGAUUUGAGUGCAAAGGAAGCGCUGGGGAGUGUGAAUGUGGGUGUGGAAAGGGAGGAUUGA
Molecule: messenger RNA, 9006 nt
Organism: Periconia digitata
Lineage: Eukaryota; Fungi; Ascomycota; Dothideomycetes; Pleosporales; Periconiaceae
Source: the annotation of a GenBank genome assembly